CAAGCCACGUGGCAUCGUCCAACAUAAAAACAAAAAUCCUCCAUUCAACGGCCAUGAUCUCCCGGAAUAACCGGUACAUACAACUAAGAGAGACGUAGCCACUAGUAGCCAAAGAAAUUAGAAAUAGAUUAAAAACGGGAACUGCUCUGUUUGCAGUUUGCUUAUUCUAUCCUCUCAGAAUUCCUAUAGAGAAGAAGAAGAAAACAGAUGGCGAUAGCAGUACCGGCUCUUCCAUUCACUUUUGUGGUACACGCGCUUGCGGUUAUCGGAGCAGUUUUUGUACUGGUUUGGGUACUGCACUUUAGAGGUGGAAUAGCAUGGGAAGCUUCAAACAAAAGUCUCAUCUUCAACCUUCAUCCGGUACUUAUGCUUAUUGGCCUAAUCAUCAUUGGGGGUGAAGCCAUUAUAAGUUAUAAAGCGCUUAUUUGGAGAAAAGAAGUAAAGAAGCUUAUACAUCUUGUUCUCCAUGCAAUUGCACUGAUACUGGGCUGUAUUGGCAUCUACGCUGCAUUCAAAUAUCAUAAUGAGAGCUCCAUCGCCAAUCUUUACAGCUUGCACUCCUGGCUUGGGAUAUCUGUCAUUGUUCUUUAUGGCAUUCAGUGGAUAUACGGGUUUCUGUUAUUCUUCUAUCCCGGAGGAACAGAUGCAUUAAGGAGCGCGUCGCUGCCCUGGCACGUGCUGUUCGGGCUGUUCGUUUAUGUCCUGGCAGUCGCCACUGCUGCCAUAGGCUUCUUGGAGAAGCUCACAUUCCUGGAGAGUUCUGGUCUCGCUAAAUAUGGAUCAGAGGCCUUGCUUGUCAAUUUCACUGCUGUACUUACAAUCAUAUAUGGAGCCUUUGUUAUUCUUUCAGUAAGUUCCCAGGCUCCAGCUGAAGAUGACUAUAGCUAUUCAGCUAUAGAAUAAUAAGAUGAUGAAUGUAUUUUUUUUUCCAUUGGGUGGAAGCUAGUAAUUAAGCUGUGAAUUAUAUAUAUAAAUGUGUCUUUAUAUAAACGUUGUUACUUAUCAACCAUGUAACUCUGUAAUAUUUUAUUUGUUUGGGACA
This is a messenger RNA of Pistacia vera, 1042 nucleotides long. Its product is annotated as transmembrane ascorbate ferrireductase 1. Bases 208 to 903 code for a protein of 231 amino acids. NCBI's taxonomy places the organism in Eukaryota, Viridiplantae, Streptophyta, Magnoliopsida, Sapindales, Anacardiaceae. The record is from RefSeq and is a predicted model, not a curated record. The transcript has 4 exons. Gene Ontology annotation, molecular function: oxidoreductase activity.